AUUCUCAUUCGUUCGUACGUUGCAUUAAAUUUUGUAGAUUGUAUAUUUCGGUAGUUUAGGAAAUAUUUACUCAAGGAAUUUAACUUAAAAUGGUAGAUGAAGGUACACGAAAAACCCUCAGCGGGAUUCCACUGCUGCAAACGAGGGCUGGACCACGGGACAAGGAUGUUUGGGUGCAGCGAUUGAAGGAAGAAUACCAAGCACUGAUCAAGUAUGUUCAAAACAAUAAAUCCUCCGACUCGGAUUGGUUUCGACUGGAAUCGAACAAGGAGGGCACGAAAUGGUUUGGCAAGUGUUGGUACGUACACAACCUACUAAAGUACGAGUUUGAUGUAGAAUUUGACAUUCCAGUUACAUACCCGGCGACGGCGCCGGAAAUUGCACUUCCUGAGUUGGACGGAAAAACGGCGAAAAUGUAUCGAGGUGGAAAGAUAUGUUUGACGGAUCACUUUAAGCCUCUGUGGGCCAGAAAUGUGCCCAAGUUCGGGAUUGCUCAUGCAAUGGCACUCGGGCUCGCACCCUGGCUGGCCGUGGAGAUUCCAGACUUGAUAGAGAAAGGCGUAGUUACGUACAAAGAGAAAGGGGAACCGUCUGCAUAGUUUGAGUGUUGUAUGUUUCAAGUUUUUUUUUCGUUGAAUACAGUUAAGUAAAAUUUAUCGGCAGCUUAUAGGCGCUCUCUUGUAUCUUUACUGUAUAAAAACAGACUACCGAAUAUGGACAAUUGAAACAACCUUCUCAAUUUACUCACUCACUGUAGGGAUGACUUUUGUUUUGAACGUACUCAAAUUCUAUUUCUAUCCUGAAUUCUAGUUAAUUUGUGCUUUUACCCAUGCUGAUUAGAAUUCAGAAUAAAGAUUUUGUUCAAAACGGGUUCCUAAAUGCUUAUUGCUGAGGUUGAUCUCCCCUUGAU
Molecule: messenger RNA, 910 nt
Organism: Sabethes cyaneus
Lineage: Eukaryota; Metazoa; Arthropoda; Insecta; Diptera; Culicidae
Gene: Ufc1
Product: ubiquitin-fold modifier-conjugating enzyme 1
Exons: 4
Coding region: 90-599 (169 amino acids)
Biological process (GO): protein K69-linked ufmylation
Cellular component (GO): cytoplasm
Molecular function (GO): UFM1 conjugating enzyme activity
Source: RefSeq, a predicted model, not a curated record